Messenger RNA from Prorocentrum cordatum, 1381 nucleotides. NCBI's taxonomy places the organism in Eukaryota, Dinophyceae, Prorocentrales, Prorocentraceae. The record is from the annotation of a GenBank genome assembly.
GCUUCGUGCGGCCUCGGCCGGCGCCGCCGCGGCAGUCGCCGAGGCGGAGGUCCUGCAGCCGGCGGAGCGGCCCCCCGCGGAUCCGCGGGAACCACCCGACGCGGACGGCGCAGACGAGUACCGCUUCGUGAUCGUUGCGCUGGUCGCGGCGGCGUACGUCAUCUGGCAGAUGGACAAGGUGAACAUGUCCGUUGCCGUGCUGCCGAUGGCCGCUGAGUACGGUUGGGACGCCGCGGAGGUGGGGCUGAUCCAGAGCUCCAUUUUCUGGGGCUACGCCGCGACCACCGUCGUGGGCGGCGUGCUGUCGAGGCGGUACGGCGGCAGGCGGGUGCUGCUGGGCGCGGUGGCGCUGUGGUCCACCGCCACCGUGGCCGCGCCCUUUGCGGCCGAGGUCUCCACGGAGGUCUUCGUCGCGACGCGCGUGCUGGUCGGGCUGGGGGAGGGGCUGGCGCCCGGAGCCGGGCUCAGCAUGGUCGCAGCCUGGGUGCCGCGGGAGGAGCGCAGCCGCUCGGUGGCGACGCUGGGCAGCGGGAAGACGGCCGGCUCGAUCCUGGGGCUGCUGCUGGCGCCCGUGGUGAUAAACGCGUUCGGCUGGCCCGCCAUGUUCUACCUCUUCGGCUCGCUGGGGCUGAUCUGGUCCGCAGCGUGGGCGGUCCUCGGCAAGGAGCGCCCGGAGGACGCCAAGGCGGCCAGCGAGGACGAGGCGCAGGAGGAUGCGCCCAUACCCUGGGGGAGGAUCCUCUCGACGCCGCAGCUCUGGGGCGUGGUCACCGCGCACUUCUGCCACGAUUGGGGGGGUUACGCGCUCCUGACGUGGACCCCGAAGUACCUGAACCAGGUCAUGGGGUUCGACCUGCAGGGCAGCAGCCAGCUGACCGUCCUGCCAGGCGUGCUCGCGGUGGCGUUCGCGGCCGCGGGAAGCACCGUGGCGGACAGCCUCCUCAAGGACGGAGCGGAGCUCACGCAGGUGCGCAAGCUGUUCCAAGGCCUCGGCUUCGUCCUCCCAUGCGCCUGCAUCGGGGCCCUGAGCGCACUCGGCGACGUCGACCGGGGCUCCUUCUUGCCGAUCGCGCUGAUCGCCGGGGGGGUCGCUUUCGGGGCCUUCUCGUACUCCGGGCUCUAUGCCAGCCACGCCGACCUUAGCAAGAAGUACACUGGCAUAAUCAGCGGAAUAUCCACCACCAUGGGGGCCCUGGCCGGAGUGGGCAGCAACGCGUUCGCUGGGUACGUGCUCAAGGCGACCGACUCGUGGACGCUGGCCAUCUUCCUGCCGUCCAUAGUGUUCUUCAUCAUCGGCUUCAUUGCCUAUCAGGCGCUCUACGAUGCCACGCCCAUCGACUUCGACGCGCCGGAGGAGGAGUGGGCGGCGCGGGCGUCGUGA